Messenger RNA from Melopsittacus undulatus (budgerigar), 3362 nucleotides. It is a transcript of the gene EPHA3, whose product is annotated as EPH receptor A3. The record is from RefSeq and is a predicted model, not a curated record. Gene Ontology annotation, molecular function: transmembrane-ephrin receptor activity; protein binding; ATP binding. The transcript is spliced from 15 exons. Gene Ontology annotation, cellular component: plasma membrane; dendrite. Bases 16 to 2751 code for a protein of 911 amino acids. NCBI's taxonomy places the organism in Eukaryota, Metazoa, Chordata, Aves, Psittaciformes, Psittaculidae. Gene Ontology annotation, biological process: axon guidance; protein phosphorylation; ephrin receptor signaling pathway.
CAGGUGUGCAAUGUUAUGGAUCACAGUCAAAACAAUUGGCUGCGAACAAACUGGAUUCCACGCAAUUCAGCUCAGAAGAUAUACGUGGAGCUCAAGUUUACCUUGCGGGACUGUAAUAGUAUCCCCCUAGUCCUGGGCACUUGCAAAGAGACUUUCAAUCUGUAUUAUAUGGAGUCUGAUGACGACCAUUCGGUAAAGUUCAGAGAGCAUCAGUUUACAAAGAUCGACACCAUUGCAGCUGAUGAGAGCUUCACCCAAAUGGAUCUUGGGGACCGAAUCCUAAAGCUGAAUACUGAAGUCCGUGAGGUGGGGCCUGUCAGCAGGAAAGGCUUUUACUUGGCUUUUCAAGAUGUAGGUGCGUGCGUUGCCUUAGUCUCAGUGCGAGUGUACUUCAAGAAGUGCCCUUUCACUGUCAAGAACCUCGCCAUGUUUCCAGAUACAGUGCCCAUGGACUCCCAGUCACUGGUGGAGGUGCGGGGUUCUUGUGUCAAUCAUUCCAAGGAGGAAGAGCCGCCCAAGAUGUAUUGCAGUACAGAAGGAGAAUGGCUAGUGCCCAUAGGGAAGUGCUUGUGUAAUGCUGGCUAUGAAGAAAGAGGCUUUGCGUGCCAAGCUUGUCGACCUGGGUUCUACAAAGCCUCAGCUGGCAAUGUGAAGUGUGCCAAAUGUCCACCUCACAGCUCCACCUACGAAGAUGCAUCUCUGAACUGCAGGUGUGAAAAGAAUUACUUUCGCUCUGAGAAAGACCCUCCAUCCAUGGCUUGCACCAGACCACCAUCUGCCCCAAGAAACGUUAUCUCUAACAUCAACGAGACAUCUGUUAUCCUGGACUGGAGCUGGCCUCUUGACACUGGAGGUCGGAAAGAUGUCACUUUCAACAUCAUUUGCAAGAAAUGUGGAGGAAACAUCAAGUUGUGUGAGCCUUGUAGUGACAACGUGCGAUUCUUACCCCGUCAGACUGGACUCACCAACACGACGGUGACAGUAGUGGACCUUUUGGCACACACCAAUUACACUUUUGAGAUUGAUGCAGUCAACGGGGUAUCUGACUUGAGUACACUUUCCAGGCAGUUUGCUGCUGUCAGCAUCACAACUAAUCAGGCUGCUCCAUCCCCCAUCACAGUUAUAAGGAAAGACAGGACAUCCAGGAACAGCGUGUCUCUGUCUUGGCAAGAACCCGAACAUCCAAAUGGGAUCAUCUUGGACUACGAGGUCAAAUACUAUGAGAAGCAGGAGCAAGAGACGAGCUACACUAUCCUGAGAGCCAAAGGCACCAAUGUUACCAUCAGUGGCCUCAAACCUGAUACCACCUAUGUCUUCCAAAUUCGAGCCCGAACUGCAGCUGGAUAUGGGACAAACAGCCGCAAGUUUGAAUUUGAAACCAGUCCAGAUUCAUUCUCCAUUUCCAGCGAGAACAGCCAGGUCGUAAUGAUUGCCAUUUCAGCAGCAGUAGCCAUUAUCCUCCUCACAGUUGUGGUGUACGUCUUGAUUGGGAGAUUCUGUGGAUACAAGAAGUCUAAGCAUGGCGCUGAUGAGAAAAGACUACAUUUUGGGAAUGGCCACUUAAAACUCCCAGGCCUGAGAACUUACGUCGACCCGCAUACAUAUGAAGAUCCCAAUCAAGCUGUGCAUGAAUUUGCCAAGGAACUAGAUGCUUCUAAUAUCUCAAUUGAUAAAGUAGUUGGAGCAGGGGAAUUUGGAGAGGUUUGCAGUGGGCGCCUAAAGCUGCCUUCCAAAAAGGAAAUUUCAGUGGCUAUCAAAACCCUAAAAGUCGGUUACACAGAGAAACAGAGGAGGGACUUCCUUGGAGAAGCAAGCAUCAUGGGACAGUUUGACCACCCUAACAUCAUUCGAUUAGAGGGAGUCGUCACUAAAAGUAAACCAGUUAUGAUUGUUACUGAAUAUAUGGAAAAUGGUUCCUUGGACAGCUUCCUACGGAAACACGAUGCCCAGUUCACGGUCAUCCAGCUCGUAGGCAUGCUUCGAGGGAUCGCAUCUGGCAUGAAAUACUUGUCAGAUAUGGGUUAUGUCCAUCGAGAUCUAGCUGCUCGCAACAUCCUCAUCAAUAGUAACUUGGUAUGCAAAGUCUCAGAUUUUGGUCUCUCUCGUGUGCUAGAAGAUGACCCAGAAGCUGCUUACACCACAAGGGGGGGCAAGAUUCCUAUCAGAUGGACAUCACCAGAAGCCAUUGCAUAUCGGAAGUUCACAUCAGCCAGUGAUGCAUGGAGCUAUGGAAUCGUCCUCUGGGAGGUGAUGUCUUAUGGAGAGAGACCAUACUGGGAGAUGUCCAACCAGGAUGUGAUCAAGGCUGUUGAUGAAGGGUACCGCUUGCCACCUCCUAUGGACUGCCCAGCUGCCUUGUAUCAGCUGAUGCUGGACUGCUGGCAGAAAGACAGAAACAACAGACCCAAGUUUGAGCAGAUUGUCAGCAUCCUGGAUAAGCUGAUCCGUAAUCCCAGCAGUCUGAAGAUAAUCACCAAUGCGGCGGCAAGGCCAUCAAAUCUUCUCCUGGACCAAAGUAACAUUGACAUUUCAGCCUUCCGCACCACGGGUGAUUGGCUCAAUGGUUUUCGGACAGGGCAGUGCAAAGACAUUUUCACAGGCGUGGAAUACAGUUCCUGUGAUACAAUAGCCAAGAUUUCUACAGAUGACAUGAAGAAAGUUGGUGUUACAGUUGUGGGGCCCCAAAAGAAGAUUGUGAGCAGUAUCAAAGCUCUAGAAACUCAUACAAAGAACAGCCCUGUUCCUGUGUAAGGUACCAAAAUGUUGUUGCUCAGGAGAGAAGAAAAGUUGUGUCACCGGUCAAAAGGGAUGGCUGAUAAACAGAAUUUAAAGGAGUUCUUUGCAACAGCUGUGGAAACCUAAUGGUUGAUAUUUCAAACCCACUAAGAUACUCAAAUGUUGAGUAUUUAAUGCCUUAAAAAUAGGAGCGAACUUGUUUUCUAUCUGUUAAUCCUAAAGGGUGGGUGCUCUUGACUGACUGUUAAUGCAGAUAGUAAAUCUCAAAAGAAAAUAUGUAAAAAUCCUUCCAAGUAAAAACCAGUGAUCCUAAAACCUAGAGCCAUUUGAAUAUUAAGUGACUGAAUAACACGAGAAACCCAUGGACAUCAAAGCUGUGUAUUUGAUCUAUACAGCAAACAAGAAGAAAGAAAGACUUGCAGUAUUUUUAUACAGAAGAGAUCUGUAACAGGUAUUUUAUUUCUUUAAAAGCAAGGAAAAUAGAGGACAAUACCUCACAACCUGUCUGGCCAUAUUUACUAUAAUGUCAUUGUAACAUGCUAUUUCCACUUCAGAAGGGAACACUGAAAUAAAGUUUGUAGUGGCUUUGCAUUAGUUGACAAAAGAUUUUGCCAUUAUGUUAGCUU